AUGGGUCCCCUCCCCGACCCCGACUCCCCCGCCGACAUGACCGCCCACGGCCUCAACAACGCCCGCCCCCUCUUCCUGCAAACCACCCUCCUCGGUCGCCCCUCCAUCACCGAAUUCCUAACCCUCUUCUCCCUCCCCAUCCCCUCCACCCUCCCCCCGCGCCUGGACAUCCCCCUGGGCCUACCCUUCCCCACCUUCCUCACCCGCUUGCACACGCCCGCAACACCCAUGCCCGAGCGCGUCCGGGCGUGGGACAUCCGCAUGCCCCUCCCGUGGCUCUACCCGCACAAACACCCCGACCCCCUCCUCCCGCCGCGCAAGAUCUGGGCCACGCGCCUCACCCCCGGCCGCAACUUCCCGGAGACCGCAAGACUCGUCGAGGCGUUCCUGGAGCGCGUGGGGCUGCGCGGGUAUUGCUGUCAGUUUAGAGGCACCACGCGGCGAGAUGUGGAUGUAGCGGUGGGGGCGUUUGGGCCUGCGGCGGUCGAGCCGACGGAUCUGGGGAGGGGCGUGUAUACGACUGAGAAUCUGGGGCUGGCGCUGGCGUAUGCGGGGGGAGGGCAGGGGGUGCUAUGGGUGUUUAUGGAGGGGGAGGGGGCGGCGGUGAAGGGUGGGUUGAGGGUGGGGAGGGUGGAGGGGAAGGAGUGGGAGUGGGUUGCGGGGGGGAGGCCGCGGGGCGCGGAGUAUGUGCAGGAUGUGGUGGUGGGGGCGGUGAGUGCGGAUCGGGGGGCGGCGGGGAUGCAGGGGUGUGCUGAGGGGAGGUGUAGGGUUGUGCCGUGGGUGGAGGGGGGGCCAUGGAUGUGUUGGAGAAGUAGGAAGGCGUGGAGGGUGUUGGCGAAGGGGCUGGCGGCGUUGGUGUAUUUGGAGGAGGCGCCGGAGGUGGUGGAGUAUGGGGGGUGGACGGUCGUGGAGUAG
Morchella sextelata is the source of this 915-nucleotide messenger RNA. RefSeq lists its product as uncharacterized. The coding region runs from base 1 to 915 and encodes 304 amino acids. The transcript has a single exon. The record is from RefSeq and is a predicted model, not a curated record. Lineage: Eukaryota; Fungi; Ascomycota; Pezizomycetes; Pezizales; Morchellaceae.